Molecule: messenger RNA, 955 nt
Organism: Cylas formicarius (sweet potato weevil)
Lineage: Eukaryota; Metazoa; Arthropoda; Insecta; Coleoptera; Brentidae
Gene: Prosalpha6
Product: proteasome subunit alpha type-1
Exons: 2
Coding region: 122-955 (277 amino acids)
Biological process (GO): ubiquitin-dependent protein catabolic process
Cellular component (GO): nucleus; proteasome core complex, alpha-subunit complex; proteasome core complex
Source: RefSeq, a predicted model, not a curated record
GAAUGUCAAAAAUUUGAUUCGCUGUGACACAGCAUAACCAACAUUGUUUCAUUUUAUUUUCGUUUUCUUCAAGUUAAUAUUAAACCGGUCACGCCAAGUUUCGUACGAGUGAGCGCACAAAAUGUUUAGAAACCAGUACGACAGCGAUGUUACGGUGUGGAGUCCCCAGGGACGAUUGCACCAAGUCGAGUACGCGAUGGAAGCGGUCAAUUUGGGUUCCGCGACUGUGGGGCUCAAAAGCAAGACCCACGCGGUCCUCAUCGCUUUGAAAAGAGCGUCUUCGGAACUGUCCGCUUACCAGAAAAAAAUUAUCAACAUCGACGAUCACAUAGGAAUUACCAUUUCUGGUUUAACUGCGGACGCCAGAAUUUUGAGUAGAUACAUGAGGACCGAGUGUUUAAACUAUAAAUACUCUCACGAUACGUAUUUGCCGCUAAACAGAUUGAUUUCUAUGUUGGGUAAUAAAAUGCAAGUGUGCACCCAACGUUACGACCGUAGACCUUAUGGCGUAGGCCUUCUGGUUGCCGGAUACGAUGACCGAGGUGCUCAUAUAUAUCAAACCUGUCCGUCUGCCAAUUUUUACGACUGCAAGGCAAUGUCGAUCGGCGCUCGGUCUCAGAGUGCCCGCACCUACUUAGAAAAACACCUCGAAGAACUACAAACCAGUUCUCUGGAAGAGCUUAUUAAACACGGACUUCGCGCCUUAAGGGAUACACUGCCACCAGAAGUAGAUCUGAAUACCAAAAAUGUUUCUAUUGGGUAUGUAGGCAAAGACCAACAGUUUAAGAUACUUGAGGAAGAAGAAACCGGUCCAUACUUGAAACUAAUUGAAGGCGAAGAGAGAAGAGGCGGUUCUCAGCCAGAAAAACCUCUGGGUCCGUUAAGAGAUGACGAACCGGGGGACGACGGUCCCAGCGACCCCAGGCCAGCCGUUGCCAUGGACACGAGCAAUUAG